AUGGCCAUGGCUUUGGCAAUAUUCAAUGAGUAUGCUGGGGUGCUUUCAAACGUCAAUGCAUGUCGUGAAUUCUUCAGCUGGACGGCAUCAGUCAUAACGGCCACUCGUUCUUCACGGAACACCUCAGAGUUGCCAUGCCAAGACAAGGCAGCUGCUCUACGACAGGCUGAAGAGGAAAUUGAGCGGCUGGGGAAUGCUAUUUGGGAGCUAACGACAUCAAUGCCCAAGAUGCUUGAGCUCAUUGAUCAGGUCGAGUUUCUAAGCCAUAAGGAACAUGUGGCUGCUCUCCUCCCGGGUAUCAAGGCUGCAGUGUAUGAUGGAGAGGACCUGUUUGAUGAGUUUGAUUGUGAUGCACUCAAGUUAAAGGUUGAACGCAGCAAGAAUUUGGGUCCAGAUCGAUUGCAUGACACCUGUUUGGAAUUCUAUGACACGGUCAAAUCCAAUGAUCAGAUCAGGAAAGUCAACAGAAUUCAUAAAAAUCUAGAACAUAUCCAUAAGCAGUGCAGGCAUAUGCGCUUGCACAAAGCACCACUGAAGUUUGAUAAGUCAAUUAGGCCAGAAACAACUUCCAACUUUAAUGAGCCAAAAAUGUUUGGCCGGGAAGAAGAACUGAAGAACUUGGUGGCAGCACUAGGAGUUGUUCGUGCACCAAAGAGAGCAAGGACUGAAAUCGAAGAGAGAAUGACAGAGCUGCCUGUGUUUUCAAUUGUUGGCAUGGGAGGUGUCGGAAAGACAACAAUGGCCCAACAAAUCUGCAAGCAUACAGAUGUGAAUAAGCACUUUGGCCCCGAGAAUAUAAUCUGGACAUGUGUUUCAUAUGAUUUUGACAGAAAAAGGUUAACAAGAGAGAUUAUAGAGUCCCUGGGUGGAGAUGCAUCAUCUAAUAAUCUGAAUGUUCUUAUGGGUAAACUAGAAGGCCAUGUCAAGUCCAAAAAGUUCUUACUUGUCCUUGAUGACGUGUGGGACGAUAUCUUGAAGGAUCAUGGGGCGGAAUGGAACAGUUUGUGUGCGUCUUUGAAAUAUGGUGCUGAAGGAAGCAGGAUUUUGGUCACCACUAGAUCUCGUGGGGUUGCUAAGCUAGUUGGGCCUAUGAAUAGUUAUGAGUUAAAGGGCUUACAAGAUAAGGUAUUUUGGGAUUUCUUCAAAGCCUGUGCAUUUGGAUCCGUCAGCUCUUGCAACAACCGGGAGUCAUUGGAGUGCAUUGGUAAAGAGAUUGUUCCAAAGUUGAAGGGCUCCCCAUUGGCUGCCAGGACCAUUGGACGCUUGUUGGCAGUGGAUUUACGUACAGAACACUGGGAAUAUAUAAUGGAAAGUGAACUCUGGAAAAUAGAACAAAAGGAGUUUGACAUUCUGCCGGCCCUUCGACUGAGCUAUAUGUGCCUACCGCAUAAAUUGAAGAGAUGCUUCUCAAUCUGUGCAAUAUUCCCCAAGGAUUACAAAUUUAGGAGGGAUUUUCUAGCUGAUAUCUGGAUUGCACAAGGAUAUGUGGAGGGGCCCCAAGAAGCCUCUAUGUGCUUUGAUGCCCUUGCAAAUCGUUCAUUCUUUCAGAAAGCAUCACCACAUAUUGACUUUUUUUUUAGAAAAGCAUCACCACAUAUUGAUGAGUAUGUAAUUCAUGAUCUGAUGCAUGAUAUGGCACAACUAGUCUCAGCUGAUGAGUGCUUCAUUAUAAAGCAUGCUAGGGACCUAGAUAAUGUUCCUUCAAAUGUCCGCCAUCUGUCAAUAUUGACAAACGGAGAAGUUCGAUGUUCUGAAUUGAAGAGCAUAUGCAACAAGAAAAAAUUGAGGACCCUGAUAUGUGAUGAAUCAUUUAGCAGUGCAGAAGAUUUUGAGCCCGUGAUAAACUGUUGGUUCAAGGAACUGUUGAAAAUCCGUGUACUGAGUAUUAAACUUUCCAGCGUAGUACAGCUACCAGAGAGCAUGGGCAACUCAAAGCAUCUGCGUUACCUUCGUCUUCUUGGAAGUUCAACUUCCUGCACAUUUCCUUCAUCGGCUUGUCGUCUGCAUCGUCUCAAAGUGGUAGAGGGUGGUAGUUGUUUGAUUCAAAGGUUUCCCCCAGACUUCAGUGAUGCCAUCAGCUUACAGAAAAUCAAUUCAAAGGGUUUUGAUUAUAACAAGGACCACUCUGGGAAACUCUGCCUAAAUUGGCCCGAUUCGCAAAUUCCUGAGACGGUGAAGAUGAUGGAAAACCAGAUGGAAGUAUUACCUCACUUGGAUCUCCAACAUUUGAGUGUAAAUGGUUACGGAGGUGAAUCUUGUCCUAGCUGGCUCCGGCCCAACCUGCUGCCAAUGUUGCGCUCCCUUGAAUUUCAUAAGUGUGACAACUUGAAAAGCAUAUCAUUCUUUGUCCCGUUGGAGGGAUCAGUUGACAAUACAGCAUCUUCAGACAACCGUCUUGAAGAAUUAGUCAUAAAAUCUUGUGGUCAAAUCAAUUGGCAAGGCUCGGUGGUCCUACCGACUUCUCUUAGAAGGCUAAUACUUGAUAGAUCAGGCAAUUUCAUGGAUCACUUUGUGAGGUGCUUCCUUGACCUCACCUCCCUCACUCAUUUGUGCAUAAUUCGCUGCGAGUCGUUGACAUCUAUACCCCUGCAUGUGUGGAGAAGCAAUCUUCCAUCCCUGGAGGAACUAUAUAUUGGUUAUUGCGUCAACCUUACAUCAAUGAUCUCUGGAGGAAGUAGUAGCACCAGCAGCAGCGAUGUUAAAGGAUUCUCAUCCCUUGCCAAGAUCCAUAUUGAGAGGUGCCCCAAAUUAUUGAGCAUGGAUGAAUCUUGUCCUAGCUGGCUCCGGCCCAACCUGCUGCCAAUGUUGCGCUCCCUUGAAUUUCAUAAGUGUGACAACUUGAAAAGCAUAUCAUUCUUUGUCCCGUUGGAUGGAUCAGUUGAUAGUACAGCACGUUCAGACAACCGUCUUGAAGAGUUAGUCAUAAAAGCUUGUGCUCAAAUCAAUUGGCAAGGCUUGGUGGUCCUACCUACUUCUCUUAGAAGGCUAACCCUUGAUAAAUCAGGCAAUUUUAUGGAUCACUUUGUGAGCUGCUUCCUUGACCUCACCUCCCUCACUCAUUUGUGCAUAAUUCGCUGCGAGUCGUUGACAUCUAUUCCCCUGCAUUUGUGGAGAAGCAAUCUUCCAUCCCUGGAGGAACUAUAUAUUGGUUAUUGCGUCAACCUUACAUCAAUGAUCUCUGGAGGAAGUAGUAGCACCAGCAGCAGCGAUGUUAAAGGAUUCUCAUCCCUUGCCAAGAUACGUAUUGAGAGGUGCCCCAAAUUACUCGGCAUGGAUGAAUUGCUCAAGCGAGAUUGUGUACCUGGCGUGAAGACCAUUUGGGUUUUCUUUUGUGGAGAGUUGAUGUCCCUCUGUGUUGAUAGGCUCGAGGGGUUGGAAGAUCUGCUAAUUAUAGGUUGUCAUUUUAAGUUGGAUUCGCGGAGGGUAAUGAUAUUACCAUCGUCUCUUAAGAAUCUCCGUGUGGGGUGUUGUGAGGGCAUAGAAUGUAUCAACCUCGCCAAUAGCAACAUGGCAAGUUCUGCACCGGUGCUGGAGGAACUCAGCAUUACGUCCUGUCCAGGCCUCCAGUCCAUUGGUGGUGCAGCAGCUGUUGAUAAAAUAAAGAAAGUGAAUAUAAGGUGGUGCCCCGAGCUCAACGAGAUACAGCAGCCACUCUGCCGCUGCCUUGUUGGCACUGCUGAUGCUGAAAAUUGGCACGAGAAGUACGGGGAAGAGGUUCGACCGGCAUAG
Triticum turgidum subsp. durum (durum wheat) is the source of this 3729-nucleotide messenger RNA. Lineage: Eukaryota; Viridiplantae; Streptophyta; Magnoliopsida; Poales; Poaceae. The record is from the annotation of a GenBank genome assembly.